AGGUGAUGUUGUCCUUAAAGAAUUGUUCAUCAAAGAGAGUGCACUGGAUGAUCUAAACUUACCUGUAAAAGUCAAACAUGGACAUUUAGGUAAACUUACAUUAAAGAUACCCUGGAAGAACCUUUACACAGAACCUGUCGUAGCUGAAUUAGAAGGACUAUAUCUCAUUGCAACUGCCAGUGCUGGUGUUCGUUAUGAUGCUGAGAAAGAAGAGAAGACAGCCCAAGAGAACAAACAGAAAGAACUUGAGAGAAUUGAAGAGGCCAAGAAACAAGAAGCUGAAAAGGACAAGAAAAAGGAAAAAGCCAAAGAUGGAUUUGCUGAAAAGAUGGCAGCACAAGUUAUAAAGAACUUACAAAUCAAAGUCAGUGACAUACAUGUUCGAUAUGAAGAUCGUUAUACAAAUCCAGACAAACCUUUCUCAAUGGGCGUCACCCUGAAAAAUUUAUUCUUUGAGACCACAGAUGAGAACUGGAAACCUUGCAUUAUAAAGGAAACUGUCAAGAUGAUAUAUAAACAAGUGCAGCUAGAUUGUCUCUCUGUGUACUGGAACUCUAACAGCCCCAUCUAUACAGACAUGGAAAAAGAUGAUAUGAUAAAUAGUAUGAAAUCAAACAUUUCAUCUCCAACCACUAAGACAGACUAUAAAUAUUUGAUAGAGCCAAUAUCCUCUGUUGCUCAAUUGCGUCUCAACCAGAAGCCAGAGGAGAUGGAAUACAGUCUUGCCAAAUUAUUCCUCAAUGUGAUAUUCAAAGAAAUUGCCAUAGCUCUCAGUAGAAAACAGUACCAGGAUGUCAUGGAAAUGCUUGAGUCAUUUGAAAGGGUUGCCCUAAGCAGCAGAUUCCGGCAGCACAUGAGACCAACUUGUAAAAUACAUAUUAGUGCCAAAAAUUGGUGGAAGUAUGCAUAUAGAUGCAUCCUCGAAGAAACUGUACGUCGGAGACGUCGUAUGUGGUCUUGGGAACAUAUAAAACACUACAGAGAUGUCAUGCGGCAAUACAAGGAAGCAUACAAGAAAAAGCUCAGCAUGAAGAAAAUCUCAUCUGAUAUUCAGAAAGUUUUAGAUGAUGGUGAGGCAGAAUUAAGUGUGUUCAACAUCACCUUGAUGAGGCAACAGGCAGAAGUUGAGCUGAAGAAAGCCAAAAUCAAGAAGGCCAAGGCUGAUGAGGGAGGGGGAUGGUUUGGUGGCUGGUUUGGUGGGGGCAAGAAGAAAGAAAAAGAAAAGAAGAAAGAAGGAAUAGACAUAGAGGAGCAAUUCCAAGAAUUGAUGACAGAAGAGGAAAAAGCCAAACUUUAUUCUGCAAUUGGAUACCAAGAGAACACCACAGACCCAACAUUGCCAAAAGAUUAUGUUGCCCACAAAUUGAAUUUCAAGUUGAACAAACUCUCGCUCUGUCUGAAAGAUGAAGAGAAAACGAACCCUCAGAUAGUGAAAUUACAACUGGACGAUGUGUUCGCCUCUGUUGGACAGAGACCUGCGGCUAAUGCCCUGCGUGUUCAAGCCAAAAUGGACACCCUGAAUAUUUAUGGGUCUCCAGCAGAGGGCUCUGUACGGACUUUAUUGUCAUCAUUGAAUCACGAAGCAGAUGCGAAAUAUUCACUCCUUGAUGUUCAGUUUGAGACAAAUCCACUAGAUGGCGCUUGUGAUCAGAGGAUUGGAGUUCAUGCAAGACCAGUUGAGAUUAUAUUUGAUGCUACCACCAUUAACCAAGUAGUUGAGUUCCUAAAACCGCCACAAUCUGUCCACUUAAAGCAGCUACAAGCGGCAGCAAUGUCUAAAUUUGACGAAAUCAAAGAACAGACCACGACUGGUCUAGCUCAUGCAAUUGACAUUCACAAAUACACAGAUGUUAACAUAGACCUUAAACCAUCAUAUAUUCUUAUUCCGCAAGAUGGUUACUAUAGAAACAACUGCCAUAUGUUGGUCGUGGAUCUCGGUAACUUCCAGUUCAAGAGUAUGCGAGAUCUACCGAGCCCAACAGGUCCCAUUAAAAAUGAGUCUAUGGAUGAUGUCAUGUCUCGUGCUUAUGAUAAGUUUAGCAUUAAGUUACAGAGUGUCCAGGUACUCUUUGCACAUCCAGGAGAGAACUGGAUGGCGGCCCGCCAACAGAAUAACUCCAACAUGCACAUUGUCCGCCCUAUAUCACUUAAUGUCUCCCUACACAAGUGUAUGAUAGAGAAUGACACACGGAUGCCAAAGAUGAAAAUUGCUGGAGAAUUGCCAGUUCUCAGUCUAAAUGUGUCUGAUGUCCGUCUGCAAGAACUCUUGGACCUUGCACUCAGUAUUCCUACGCCAGAAUCUAGUUCAGAUGAUGAUGAUGAAUGGGCUGCCCCAGAUAUCACUAAUCUUGCAGUCGAGGCAGAGGCUAAGUCACUUUUGAAGAAAAUACAAGUUGAAGAGUCUUCUGAUGAGGAACAACAGGCUGCUAUUAAGGCGCCAUCUGGCAGUGGAGAUGGAGCUGAUGAUGAAGAUAAUUUUAUGGAUGCUAAAGAGAGUUUGGAAGCAUCACGACGGCUAUCCCAGCAAUCAUCACAGGAUAUUGUGCAAUAUACUGACCUUGAACUUACCUUUGAAAUAAAAGAGAUCAGUGUAAAUAUCUCACAGUUCAAAGUUGACCAAGAGGUGCCCACCUUGAAGAUAGUGGUGGAGUCCCUUGGUACCAGUCUUAAGAUGCGAACAUUUGAAAUGGUUGCAGAGGCUUACCUUGGCGGUGUUUACCUACAGCAUUUGCAGUUUAAACUCCCCAAGGAUUUACAACUAACUGAAGAGUUGAAUGAUGGACCCCUUAUAAACAUCAUCAAUACACCUUCCCUGGAGGAUGACUCUUCCAAGCAUCUGCUCUCUGUACAGUACCUCAAGGCCAAUAAGGAGGGUCCUGACUUUGCAACUGUUUACAACAAUACAGAGCAGACCAUAAAGGCUGAGUUCCGGGCACUUGAUAUAAUGCUACACCAGGGGGCAUUGUUGAACAUUAUGGAACUUGCUCAAAGUCUUGCCCCGAAGCCACGUGACACAGCCACUACAACAGUUGACGUCACACAACACACCACUGAUAAACAAGACACUGUUAAAGAGGCUAAACCAAAGAGAAAGAAAAAGAUCAAUAAGAAAGAUGAGGAUGUGAUAGAUAUCCAACUAGAUGCCAACCUCAACAACAUUGCAGUUACAAUGUGCACUGAUGUGUCUGUUAUCACAAAGCUAAAAGUCUCAGGAUUGGAGGCUGGUGUAACCAUUGACAAAAAGAAAACUGAUGUGUCGGCAAUCUUGCGUGACAUCACAGUGUUCGACCCAACCCCCCAAGCAGUCUACCCUAAGAUAUUAUCAAUAGAUGGAUCUGAGGUAUUCAACCUGAGUCUGACAAUGUUCAAUGAUGCCACAGAAGGAGAGGCAUACACUAAUAUGAAGUGUGUGGAUAUGAAGGUUGACCUGUCCCUGGGAUGUAUGAAAGCUGUCUUCCUUAAUAAGUUUGUUGCUGCUCUACUGGGGUACGUGGAAAAGUUUUCUGCUGCCAAAGAUAAGGUUGUGGAGGCAGGGGUUGCUGCCGCAGAGCAGGCGAGACAAGUGGCAGCAAACCUCCAAGACAAAGCAUCACGUAUACAGCUGGGAAUCAGCAUGAAGGCUCCAUUGAUCAUAGUUCCACAGAAUUCCAUGUCAGAAAAUGCGCUUGUAGCAGAUUUGGGUCUGCUUCAUAUCGGGAACUCAUUCUACAUGGCCCAGAAGACAAAUGAACGAGGCCACCCUGCCAUCUUUGAUCACAUGAAAAUAGAGCUGAGUGAUCUCAAAUUGUCAAGAGCUGUACUACUGGAUGGUCAAGUGGGGCGUGAAUGCUUAUUGUUAAAUCCUGUCACAAUAUCUCUAGAAAUACAGCGUAACCUAGCAGCAGCAUGGUACCAUGAAGAGCCAGAUAUCAACAUUUCCGGGAAACUUCCCUAUGUGGAUGUGAAUAUAAGUCAAAGUGAUUUCACUAUGAUGAUGUGUGUCCUUGGGGAGAAUUUGACUGAGGGUCAACCUGCCCCCCAAGCCCCACCCCCUGUGGACACCACAGACCAAGUUGUCCCAGAGAUUGCAGCACCCGUGUCUGCUGAGCACCCUGGGAUUGAACCUCCAGUGACUGAUAAUGCCUACCCGAAGAUGACGUUCACAUUCUGUGUUGAAAAUAUCAAGGCUGAGUUGUACAUUGGAGAUAGUGAACUGGUACCUGGAGGAAGUGCUAGAAUCCCAGAGAAAUCUCUUGCUAGAGUUGAGCUAAAUAAGAUAGCAGUUGAUGGCAAAAUGAUGUCUGAUACGUCAAUGAAAGCCAAAGUGGUGUUGCAGAAUAUAAUCUUGGAUGACUCGCGACCCUUAAGAGAGCAUGGAAUCACAAAGAUGUUAGAAAUGGCCAAUAUGGGUGUAUCAGAGGACAAUAACAUGGUGAAUAUCAGCUUUGAUCAGGACUCCAAACAGAACAAGGAUCUGAAGAUGACCAUGCACAACCCAUAUAUCUGCGUCUGUUUGGAUUACCUCAUGGCUGUUGGGGAUUUCUUCAUUAAGGGACUACCACCUCCUCCACCACAACCAGCUAAGCCAGCCAUUAAAGAUGCUGCUGCUGAGGCUGAUGUUGUGAAAGCAGAAAUCCCACCUUCAUCAGAAAUGCAUAUCAUGAUCCAGAUAAUGCAUCCAGAGAUUGUACUUGUGGAAGAUGCAAUGAAUAUGGACACUAAAGCCUUAGUCCUUGAUACGGAGGUGUACUUCAAGAUGACCAUUCUACCAGAGCAACAGACCAUGAUGGGGGCUGUUAAGAAUCUCCAAAUUCUAUCAUGCAACUUCUCUGAGCGGAGUCGCAGAUCAAAAACUGGAGUUGUGAUCCUGACCCCCUGUGAGAUCGCCCUACAGAGUAGUGCACCAUUUGGUAAAGGUCACCACAUGGACAUUAACAUCUCUGAUAUUAUACUCAAUAUCUCACCAGCUACCAUACGUCUCAUAACUGCUAUCACAUCAACAGUGGGAUCUCAACAGAGUGAUGAAGAAGUGGAGAAGGUGGAGGUGAUUCCUAAAGAUGUGUGGGACGUCAAACCACUGACAUCAGCCAACCUCUGGUAUCUCAGCUCACCUGAGGGUGAAGAGGUGACAGAAGAGACACUGGAUUUGGUUGACCCACUAGCUGAUGACAUCAUACCCCCAUCACGGGGAGAGCAGCUUCUGGUUGCAAUAUCUACAAUAAUUGUGAAAAUCGAGGGAGGAAUCGGAAAACGAACUGUACCAAUGUUAAUUCUUGAGGCUGGAUUUAGGGGCGAGAUUAAAGACUGGAGUACACAGUUGAACAUCCAGUGUGACUUGAGUCUUGAGGUGGCCUAUUAUAAUGAGAACAUGGUUGUGUGGGAGCCUCUCAUUGAACCAGUGGAGGAUGGAAACAGGCACAGACCCUGGGAACUGAAUGUUGAGAUCAGUAAAAAUGAUGACCUGCCACCCCCACCUUCAGAGGAAGAUGAGGGUGAAGUGUUGUUCCAGCCUCCUAAGAUGUCACUGAAUGUUACAUCAUAUGACGUCCUACAGCUGACUGUCACAAAGACCUGUAUUGAGGUCCUAACUAACCUGGGAAAGGCAUUUGGUGAUGCCUACAACCUUGUGGAGCCCAGUGUUAAAGCAGGGGAAGUCACAGCUCCUUACCUACUCAAGAAUGACACAGGAAUGGCCUUGACUUGUAAGCUGGAUGAGACUUUCACGAUGCCUCCACAGGCUAAAGAUGGCCAUGUUGGACUUAAGGCUCAAGAAGAGCUUCCAUUAUGGGGCCUAAAAGUUGCCAAGUUGCUACGGAAACAGUCUCUCAUCAAGGCAACACAAGAAGGAGAGAAAGAGAAGAAAAUAUUGCUAACUAUGGAGCAGUUCAAUGCGACGAGGGAGUUGAACAUCAUGAAGGUGGAAGAGCGAGGCUAUUCCAUCAAUCAGAUUGCCUACCCCGGGAAACCUUGGAGUCUCAUUUGUCAAACGUCUGCAUCUUAUGGUUGUAAGACUAUCACUCUUCGCUCCAUGCUCCAGUUUCACAAUCAUCUGCCUGUUGAUUUGGAAGUUUACUACAAACUAGAGUCUGGUGAUAUUGAACAGUGUGGGGUCGUCGCACCUGACCAAACAUUCAAUGUACCAAUGUAUGCUGUAUACUCCUCUUUUGAAGAGUUCUUCUUCAAACCAGCGGAUAAAAACUAUAAAGUUUCUACAACUGCUAUUAAAUGGUCUGAUCUGAAGACUGGCUCCAAGAAGGUUGUCAGCUGUGAAUUUGCCACUAAUGAGUCUACUACAGCCCACCAACCUCUUUACUUCAAUGUUAAUUGUCGAUCGGAGGACGUUUUCUUUGAGCAGACAGAGGAAAAGACUGCCAAGUCAAUCAUGCUAGACAUACAACCAACUGUUGUCUUUCAUAACCUACUGCCAUAUAAGAUACAAUAUACAUUGGAGGGUAAGACCCCAGAAACUACAAUUGACUGUGGGGAGAAGUCUCCAUUGCUCAGUGCUUGUCCUGGCCAAACUACACUCGAGGUCAAGAUAUCUAAUUACCUGAAGAAAGAAUGGACAGCUUGUAUUUCUCUCACAGAGAAAGUUGAGGAGCUCAGUGUGAUUACAUUCGAAGCAAUGGAGGGCUCCAACAAACAUGUCAUGGAUCUUGGUCUCCACACAGUGACUGAGAAAGGCUAUAUGAAUGCACAACUCUACUGCCCAUACUGGAUGAUCAACAAGUGCAAUCUACCUAUAUCCUACAAGGCUGGCAAAAUCAAGGAAAAGGAUAAGGCUGAAGAGGUUGUGAUCAGUCAUCCAGCAGAUUUUGAAGAUGCCGUACUAUUUUCUUUCAAAUCUGGGAAAUCAUUUGUGUCCAAGAAAAAGGCCGCCUUGAAAGUUUGUGAGUCAGAUUGGUCCGACAAAUUCUCACUUGAUACUGUUGGCAGUUCUGGUAUUGUACAAUGCAGGUUUAUGCGGUACAUGUAUGAGGUGGGUGUGUCCAUUUCCCUCUCCAGUUCUGGUCUUACUAAGAUAGUGACCUUCACCCCAUACUACAUGCUAGCCAAUCAUGCCAAGUUCACCAUAUCUUGCCGUGAACGCAUCACUGAGGCUAAAUGGAUAGAUGUCGCCCCAGGAGAGUGUGUGCCUUUCUGGCCAAUAUAUAUAGCGAAGAAUAUGCAGAUGACGGCUAAGAUCAAAGAUACAGAUCUUGAGACGAAACCGUUUCCAUAUAACGAGGUCCAUGCAACCCUCAUGAAGGUUGAAGAGUAUGGCGGUAUCCAAGUUGAGUGCAUCGUGUCCGAGUCAGCUAUAGCAGUUACAUUCCAGCAGUACAGUAAUGGCAUGGCCUCUGCUCGCAUAGUCAACCAUACAGAGAAUGCAAUAGUACAGUACAGUCAGAGGGAAGUGAAAGAUGAUGUUCAAACAUUACAAGCACAAAAUACAUGUCUUUACACCUGGCAAGACCCCUUGGCUAAACGUAAAUUGAUCUGGAGUUGCGGAGACAAGAAAUUCCAAGAGGAUGAUCUCAUGACGGAUGGUAUUGGAGAGUUCUUUGCUAACGCUGACACCAAGGUUUAUUGGGUAUCUUUCCUAGAUGGAAUGCAGCGUGUCUUACUCUUCACUGAGGACCUUGCCCUUGCCACAAUGGCUCAAGAGGCAGGAGAGUUAGAGCGUGUAGAACAAGAGAUCAUCCUCUCUCUCCAGGGUGUUGGUAUCUCACUGACCAACAACAUGCACCAGACAGAAGUUUCCUAUAUGGGUAUCACAAGCUCUGGGGUGAUUUGGGAAGAGAAGAAGAAACGCUACAAGGCUCUGAACAAGAAGCAGAUCAGGACUUUAGAGGCAGCCUACCAGACGUAUAUGGCUGAAUUAUCAAUUGGCAAAUCAACCAGCUCUAGACAACAACUCGAUGGAAAACUUGAUGUAGAUUUCCAGGAAAUGAUGAUGUACAAACCACGGAAGCAUCCAAUAAGACGCAGCUUUGAGAAUGGAAUCUGGCUCUCUUACAGAACCUCCCCACACCAGCUGCAGCUUCAUGCAAAGGUUCAUCGUUUGCAACUUGACAACCAGCUCCCCGCCAGUGUUUUCCCAACAGUGCUUGCCCCAGUACCUCCACCCAAGUCUGUUGCUGCUGAUAGUGUGCCUAAACCAUUUGCUGAGCUGAGUGUGAUGUUGAGAAAGAGAGAACACAGCAAUGUCAUGCAGUUCAAGUAUGCGAAGAUGUUGGUACAGGAAAUGGCAUUGAAACUAGACCAGGGCUUCCUGAAUGCACUCAUUGACCUCUUCUCAUCCGGAGCCAUUCCUGAGGAGCAAGAGCUUGAAUACUUCCGAAAUGAUACCUCCAUGAUCCGUAUGCAGUUGAAGGACACGGAUGCCAGUCUAUCAUCACAUAAAGAACAAAAGAACUUCUACGAUAUCCUCCACGUGUCUCCUCUGAAGAUCCACAUUAGUUUCUCACUCCAAGGGGGAGGUGGUGACAAAGAAGGGGGCAAGCCCACCCAGAUCCAAUCCAACAUCAUCAACCUGUUCCUCCAGAGUGUCGGAGUUGUCCUUACAGACAUACAGGAUGUUGUUUUCAAGUUGGGCUACUUUGAGCGUCAGGCCAAAUUCUACAAUUCGAGCCAGCUACAGGGUGAGGUAGUGCGGCACUACUCAGGGCAAGCAAUCAAACAGAUGUACGUCCUUGUACUAGGACUUGAUGUCCUCGGGAACCCCUUCGGCCUAAUCAGAGGUAUGAUGGAGGGAGUGGAGGAUCUAUUCUACGAGCCCUACCAGGGGGCCAUUCAAGGACCUGAGGAGUUUGCUGAGGGACUCGUGCUUGGGGUCCGGAGUUUGUUUGGUCAUGCAGUAGGUGGAGCCGCUGGAGCUGUGUCGCGUAUCACAGGGACGUUGGGUAAAGGUAUCGCAGCUUUAACACUGGAUGAUGAUUAUCAGAGGAAGCGAAGGGAAGCUAUGAACAAGAGGCCUGCCAACUUCCAGGAAGGCAUGGCCCGUGGUGGAAAGGGACUUGUAAUGGGAUUUGUUGAUGGCAUAACAGGCAUUGUGCGCAAACCAAUGGAGGGCGCUAAGCAGGAGGGUGCAGAGGGCUUCUUCAAGGGCCUUGGCAAGGGCUUGGUUGGAGUUGUAGCUAGGCCAACCAGUGGAGUUAUAGAUUUUGCCAGUAGCUCAUUUGAAGGUGUUAAAAGACUGGCAGAAUUAUCGGACGAAGUUCGACGGUUACGUCCUCCGAGAUUCAUAGCACCAGAUGGCGUCAUCCGUCCAUACAUUCACAGAGAGGCUGAGGGCAACAGUAUUCUACAGGAAUUAGAAAAGGGGAAAUAUGCGCUGACAGAUGUAUUUGUUGCUCACAUGGUUGUUACCAAAGAUGGCAAGAAUGUUGUACUCGUCACGGACAAGCGGGUGAUAUUUGUAAAGAAAGGUGAUAUAUUUGGCCACUGGGACUGUGAGUGGCAGUACGGAUGGUUAGACCUCAAGGAGCCUCCAGCCUCAACCUCUAAAGGAAUUCAGAUACUGCUCAAGGAAAAGCAGAAAAAGUCUUUCUUCAGCCAGAAGAGUCUUGGGAAGAUGAUCCCAAUGACAGAUGAAAAAGCUUCAGAUUGGAUUGUAUUGAAAAUGAAGGAAUCAUACUCCACAUUUGUGAGAUCAUGAUGACAAGAGGUCAUAAGAACAAGACAUGAUGGUGACAUAUUGAUGUCAUAGAGACAAUGGAGGACAUAGUUUAAAUCUAGGUCAUGAUGUUAAAAAUAUAGUUCAGAAAAACCUGUAUAUCUGAACACGUCUCAAGUUCAAACACUUUUCUCUGUGAACACUUUUUCAUCCAUACAGCAAGGGUAUAAAGUAUUUUAUAUAUGCUGAAUUUA
Owenia fusiformis is the source of this 9831-nucleotide messenger RNA. Lineage: Eukaryota; Metazoa; Annelida; Polychaeta; Sabellida; Oweniidae. The record is from the annotation of a GenBank genome assembly.